AUAUGCUAUAUUAUAUUACCCUUUAAAAGUAAUUUUGUCUUCUCCAGUUUCGAACCAUUGACCUCACGUUGCAGUAAAGCAGCUUAUGCUCUCUUAAUCAAUGACAACAAGAGAGUAAGAAAUGGGGCUUUGGCCUCGUGCUGUACGUAGUUUUCACCUCUGCUUUGGUUUUAUAGCAAAUGGAUUUAUCUCUCACACGUGUGGUAGCCUUAAACUGCAAUCACACAUAUCAACAUAAGCAUUUGAACAUCCAUGAUACAGUCAAUUGCUGUAACAACAGAAGGAAAAUCGUGAAUUUGUCUCUCAAAUUUGGAACUUGUGAAAUUGGUGGGCGUCGUAAGGGAUCGUUCAGGCCUUCACAAACUAAUAUGCGGGUUGUGCCCGAAAUGGAGGAGUCCACAGCAGGAGUGUCGUGUGAAGACGAUGACUUUAGCAAUGGUCACAUAUUGCCGGAGAAGAACGGAGGGCGGGAAUUGGAAACCAUGUUCCCUGCAUAUAUGCAAAGCAGGUCGGGGGAGGCGACGGCUUCGAGGGCUGCGGCGGCAGCAGCUGCCUCUGCAAAGGAACUGGAAUGCCGUGUCAAGUGUCCUGGCAAUUCGUCGGUGCUGUCGGCGCCACCCGGCUCCACUGCUAAGCCUCCCUCUGAGGGUGCCAAAAAUAUAUCCGAAUUGAUGUCAGCCGAUCCGAUUUGGGCUGCCAUGCGAGCCGAAGCGCGGUUAGAGGCAGAAAAGGAGCCCCUGCUAAGCAGUUAUUUGUAUGCAAGUAUUUUAGCUCAUUCAUGUUUUGAGCGAGCACUUGGAUUUGUUCUUGCAAAUCGUCUCCAAAAUCCAACUCUCCUGGCUACACAGUUAAUGGAUAUAUUUGAUGAUGUGUUCACAAAUGAUGCUGAUAUUCAGCAGACAAUACGAUUGGAUGUACAGGCUGUUAAGGACAGAGACCCUUCUUGCAGAUCAUAUAGCUGGGCUUUGUUGUAUCUGAAGGGUUAUCAUGCUUUACAAUCGUAUCGUGUUGCACAUGCUUUGUGGAAUCGAGGUCAACGAGUACUAGCUUUGGCUUUGCAAAGCCGCAUCAGUGAGGUCUUUGCUGUGGAUAUGCAUCCAGCUGCUCGUAUUGGCAAGGGUAUUUUACUCGAUCAUGGCACAGGCAUAGUCAUUGGUGAAACUGCUGUUAUUGGAGACAGAGUCUCAAUGUUGCAGGGUGUAACAUUGGGAGGAACUGGAAAGGAAGUUGGUGAUCGACAUCCCAAAAUUGGAAGUGGAGUUCUUAUUGGAGCUGGUGCCACAAUUUUAGGAAAUAUAACUGUUGGCAAAGGCGCUAUGGUGGCUGCAGGAUCUCUGGUUCUAAAAGAUGUCCCCCCUCAUAGUAUGGUUGCAGGUACUCCGGCAAAAGUGAUUGGCUUUUUGGAUGAACAGAAUCCAUCUCUUACUAUGAAACAUGAUGCAACCAAAGGAUUUUGCAAACUUGUGGCAGAGGAUUCACUUUAUGGUGGUGCUGGAAUAUAGGCGCCUAAAACUCUUACUAAUUGUUGGAUUAUGUGAUUGUAUUUUUAAAUUUGCAUUUUAUGGAAUACAUGUUUGUACCAUUUUAUAAAAAAAAAGAAAAAAGUUUGUAACAUUAAACACUAUACUGGUUUUUCUGCUAUGAGUUCAGUUUUCUAGAAUAUAGGCAUGCAAUCCUUCUAUUGUUCAUCAACUGAAUUUUUGCAGUAUGAGCUACUGCAUCUGCAUUGAAGAAAACUUGUAUUAUUUAUCCCAUAUUUUGUCAUCCUA
Cryptomeria japonica (Japanese cedar) is the source of this 1769-nucleotide messenger RNA. Its product is annotated as serine acetyltransferase 2. Gene Ontology annotation, molecular function: L-serine O-acetyltransferase activity. Bases 180 to 1502 code for a protein of 440 amino acids. The record is from RefSeq and is a predicted model, not a curated record. Gene Ontology annotation, cellular component: cytoplasm; cytosol. The transcript is spliced from 9 exons. Lineage: Eukaryota; Viridiplantae; Streptophyta; Pinopsida; Cupressales; Cupressaceae.